Messenger RNA from Letharia columbiana, 276 nucleotides. RefSeq lists its product as uncharacterized. Lineage: Eukaryota; Fungi; Ascomycota; Lecanoromycetes; Lecanorales; Parmeliaceae. The coding region runs from base 1 to 276 and encodes 91 amino acids. The record is from RefSeq and is a predicted model, not a curated record. The transcript has a single exon.
AUGGCAGCCAUCGCUGUUGAGAGAUAUGCCAAGUCUACCAUUGCUGGUCUGAUCUGCCGUAGUGUUAGAUCUAAGACCCUCGAGAAGGCCGGCGCGGAGGCCAGUGAAGCAGAAGCAACGGCAGAGGCAGUAGCUGGUGUUGAAGGUGCUGCCGGCGGCGUUGCGGGUGCAGCAAGUGUUACUGGAGCCGCUGAAGUAAUCGCCUUUCAAGGGGAAGCUCUGCUCAAGAUGUUGGCUAUUUCAGCAGGCCCCCAAAAUUUUCGGUUGAAGUAUUGA